AUGGAGCCCAGUAUGGAGUAUUGCUUAGCGCAGGUGCUUCAGAAAGACGUUGGAAAGAGACUUCAGGUUGGCCAAGAAUUGAUAGAUUAUUUCUCAGAUAAACAGAAGUCUGCUGAUCUUGAACAUGAUCAGACUAUGUUGGAUAAAAUGGUUGAUGGACUUGCCACGUCUUGGGUAAAUUCCAGCAAUUACAAGGUGGUUCUGCUGGGGAUGGACAUCCUGUCUGCACUAGUGUCACGGCUACAGGAUCGCUUUAAAGCUCAGAUAGGCACAGUGUUGCCAAGUUUACUUGACAGGCUGGGAGAUGCUAAAGACUCAGUGCGGGAGCAGGAUCAGGCUCUGCUGCUAAAAAUUAUGGAACAAGCUACUAACCCUCAGUACGUGUGGGAUAGACUGUUGGGAGGAUUCAAACACAAGAAUUUCCGGACGAGAGAAGGGAUUUGCCUCUGCCUUAUUGCAACCCUCAAUGUAUCCGGAGCUCAGAGUUUAACACUGAGUAAGAUUGUGCCACAUAUAUGUAACUUACUUGGAGAUCCAAACAGCCAGGUUCGAGAUGCAGCAAUAAACAGCCUAGUGGAAAUUUACAGACAUGUAGGUGAACGUGUAAGGGCAGAUCUCAGUAAAAAAGGAUUACCACAGUCUCGGUUGAAUGUAAUUUUUACAAAAUUCGAUGAGGUCCAAAAAUCUGGAAACAUGAUCCAGGGUGCAGGUGAUAAAAAUUUUGAUGAUGAAGACUCUGUGGAUGGGAACAGACCUUCCUCAGCCAGUUCAUCUACAUCUUCAAAGGCCCCUCCAAACUCCCGCAGAGUUGGCAUGGGGACGGCUCGCAGACUUGGGUCUGCAGCUCUGGGCUCAAAGUCCACAGCAGCCAAAGAGGGAGCUGGUGCUGUUGAUGAGGAGGAUUUUAUUAAAGCGUUUGAUGACGUCCCAACAGUUCAGAUUUAUUCCAGCCGAGACCUUGAAGAAUCCAUAAACAAAAUUAGGGAAAUCCUAUCGGAUGAUAAGCAUGACUGGGAGCAGAGAGUAUCUGCACUGAAAAGGAUCCGAUCCUUACUAUUAGCUGGAGCUGCUGAGCAUGAUAACUUCUUCCAACACUUACGCCUGCUGGAUGGAGCAUUUAAAUUAUCUGCUAAAGAUCUGCGGUCUCAGGUAGUGCGAGAGGCGUGUAUCACGUUGGGACAUUUGUCUUCAGUUUUGGGAAACAAGUUUGACCAUGGGGCAGAAGCCAUCAUGCCAACCAUCUUUAAUCUGAUUCCUAACAGUGCCAAAGUAAUGUCCACUUCUGGUGUCGUAGCUGUUAGAUUAAUCAUCCGACAUACGCACAUCCCUCGGCUAAUACCCAUCAUAACCAGUAACUGUACCUCCAAGUCUGUUGCAGUUAGAAGGCGCUGCUUUGAGUUUUUAGACUUGCUGUUACAGGAAUGGCAAACACACUCCCUAGAAAGACACAUCUCAGUAUUAGCGGAAACAAUAAAGAAGGGAAUCCACGAUGCAGACUCUGAAGCAAGGAUAGAGGCAAGAAAAUGUUAUUGGGGCUUCCACAAUCACUUCAACAGAGAAGCAGAACACUUGUAUCACACGUUGGAAUCCUCCUAUCAGAAAGCCCUGCAGUCUCACUUGAAGAACUCAGACAGCAUUGUAUCCCUGCCUCAGUCCGAUCGCUCGUCCUCCAGUUCCCAGGAGAGCCUCAACCGUCCAUUGUCUGCCAAAAGAAGUCCUACUGGGAGCACUACAUCCAGAGCCUCUACAGUGAGUACAAAAUCCGUGUCAACCCCAGGAUCUCUGCAGCGGUCUCGCAGUGACAUCGAUGUGAAUGCAGCAGCUAGUGCCAAGUCGAAAGUAACAUCUUCUGGAGCUUCCACCCCCUUCAGUUCCGCAGCAGCCCUGCCCCCAGGCUCGUACGCAUCACUAGGUCGGAUCCGUACGAGGAGGCAAAGCUCUGGAAGUGCCACAAGUGUUACCUCAACGCCUGCCGAUACCCGAGGCCGCAGCCGUGCUAAAGUAGUCUCACAGUCCCAGCGAUCCAGAUCAGCUAAUCCUGCUGGUGCUGGCAGCCGGUCUAGUUCUCCUGGCAAGCUGUUGGGAAGUGCGUACGGCGGACUGACCAGCGGAACAGCUAGAGUCCCACCAGUGCCAUCAUCCUCAGAGAAACGCAGCAAGAUCCCUCGAAGCCAGGGAUGCAGCCGAGAGACAAGCCCCAACAGAAUAGGACUAGCACGGAGCAGCCGUAUCCCCCGACCCAGCAUGAGUCAGGGGUGCAGCCGCGAUACCAGCCGUGAGAGCAGUCGAGAUACAAGCCCUGCUCGGGGCUUCCCUCCACUUGCUUCUCGACGUCAUUCCAGGUCCACUAGUGCUCUCUCCACUGCUGAUUCUGUUGGGCAGUCAGACCGGUUUGGACUUGGCCAGCCAGGCAGGAUGCCUGCUUCUGUGAAUGCCAUGCGAGUCCUGAGCUCAAGCACAGAUCUGGAGGCUGCUGUGGCUGAUGCACUGAAAAAGCCAGUGAGAAGAAGAUAUGAGCCGUAUGGGAUGUAUUCUGAUGAUGAUGCUAAUAGCGACGCAUCGAGUGCUUGCUCCGAGCGCUCAUAUGGUUCUAGGAAUGGAGGCAUUCCACACUACCUACGACAAACUGAAGAUGUGGCUGAGGUCCUAAACCACUGUGCCAGUUCCAACUGGUCGGAGAGAAAAGAAGGGCUCAUAGGCCUUCAGAAUUUAUUGAAGAGCCAGAGGACGCUGAGCCGAGUCGAAUUAAAACGGCUGUGUGAGAUCUUUACGCGCAUGUUUGCUGACCCUCACAGCAAGAGAGUUUUCAGCAUGUUUCUAGAAACCCUGGUAGAUUUCAUCAUCAUCCAUAAGGACGACUUGCAAGAUUGGCUGUUCGUUCUCCUGACACAGUUACUUAAGAAAAUGGGAGCAGACUUGCUAGGAUCUGUGCAGGCAAAAGUUCAGAAAGCUCUGGAUGUAACAAGGGAUUCUUUUCCGUUUGAUCAGCAGUUUAACAUUUUGAUGAGAUUUAUUGUAGAUCAGACCCAAACACCAAACCUCAAGGUAAAAGUUGCAAUCCUGAAGUACAUUGAGUCCCUGGCAAGACAGAUGGACCCAACAGACUUUGUGAACUCCAGUGAGACCAGACUUGCUGUAUCUAGAAUCAUAACUUGGACAACAGAACCAAAGAGCUCAGAUGUAAGAAAGGCAGCACAAAUAGUCCUGAUUUCACUGUUUGAACUGAACACUCCCGAGUUUACCAUGUUACUUGGUGCCUUGCCAAAAACAUUCCAAGACGGUGCUACCAAGCUCCUCCACAACCACCUCAAGAACUCCAGUAACACUAGCGUGGGUUCUCCUAGCAAUACUAUUGGUCGGACUCCUUCACGGCACUCUAGCAGCAGGACCAGCCCCUUAACUUCCCCUACCAACUGUUCCCAUGGCGGACUGUCUCCAAGUCGUUUCUGGGGUUGGAGUGCAGAUGGGCUGUCGAAGCACCCCCCUCCCCUUUCUCAGCCUAACUCCAUCCCCACUGCUCCUUCCCACAAGACUUUCAGACGCUCUUACUCGCCCAGCAUGCUGGAUUAUGACACGGAGAACCUAAAUUCCGAUGAAAUCUACAGCUCUCUUCGUGGAGUCACAGAGGCAAUUGAAAAGUUUAGUUUCCGUAGUCAAGAGGAUCUGAAUGAACCAAUCAAGCGUGAUGGAAAGAAGGACUGUGACGUGUCUCGAGAUGGUGGAAUAGCUGCACCUGCCAGCGAUGUACGUGGAAGCAGUGAUGUCAUGGAAGGAGGAAGGAUGGCUCUAGAUAACAAAACCUCUCUACUUAAUACUCAGCCUCCACGCGCCUUUUCAGGGCCCCGAGCCCGAGAUUACAAUCCCUACCCUUAUUCGGACACAAUCAACACCUACGACAAGACUGCCUUGAAAGAGGCUGUGUUUGAUGAUGAUAUGGAUCAGCUUCGGGAUGUAUCCAUUGAUCAUUCUGAUUUGGUGGCUGAUCUUCUGAAAGAACUGUCCAACCACAAUGAACGGGUGGAAGAACGGAAAGGAGCCCUGCUCGAGCUAUUGAAGAUCACGCGAGAAGAUAACCUGGGAGUUUGGGAGGAACAUUUCAAAACCAUUUUGCUCUUGCUGCUAGAAACACUUGGAGACAAAGAUCAUUCAAUAAGAGCCCUGGCAUUAAGAGUAUUGCGGGAGAUCUUAAGAAACCAGCCAGCAAGAUUUAAAAACUACGCAGAGCUAACCAUCAUGAAAACACUGGAAGCACAUAAGGAUUCCCAUAAAGAGGUUGUCAGAGCUGCCGAGGAAGCUGCUUCCACCCUGGCCAGUUCCAUACACCCUGAACAGUGCAUCAAAGUGCUCUGCCCCAUCAUUCAAACGGCUGACUACCCGAUUAAUCUAGCUGCCAUCAAAAUGCAGACAAAAGUCAUUGAAAGGAUUUCAAAAGAAUCUUUACAUCAGCUCCUUCCUGAUAUCAUCCCUGGAUUGUUACAGGGGUACGAUAAUACAGAGAGCAGCGUUCGCAAAGCCAGCGUGUUUUGCCUAGUGGCAAUUUAUUCAGUAAUUGGAGAAGAACUGAAACCUCACCUCGCACAGCUCACAGGAAGCAAGAUGAAGCUACUAAACUUGUACAUAAAGAGGGCCCAGACCACCAAUAGUAACAGCAGCUCAUCUUCAGAUGUUUCAACGCACAGUUAA
Molecule: messenger RNA, 4683 nt
Organism: Emys orbicularis (European pond turtle)
Lineage: Eukaryota; Metazoa; Chordata; Testudines; Emydidae
Gene: CLASP1
Product: cytoplasmic linker associated protein 1
Exons: 40
Coding region: 1-4683 (1560 amino acids)
Biological process (GO): establishment of mitotic spindle localization; mitotic spindle assembly
Cellular component (GO): microtubule organizing center; kinetochore; cytoplasmic microtubule
Molecular function (GO): microtubule binding; kinetochore binding
Source: RefSeq, a predicted model, not a curated record